AUCUCUCCAUAUCGAGUCUGCAUCAAUUAACAGAGAGUCGAGAACAGGUCGAUUUCUGAAUCUGCACCUCUGCUCUGACCACCAGACUCCAGCCACUUGUUUUCUGUUGUUUUGUCACACAUAAACUGGAUUAAAUUACGCAUUGCACCUUUAAGACGCUGUCCCUUGGAUUAGAGUUACGCGCACUGAGCCAAAUCUCCCUCCGGAGGGGUUUUACGCACCGUCGGUUUCCAGAGUAGGGUCUCCUUCAACGACUUUCCCCCCCUCUGUCCCUGUUCUUCUUCGCUGGUUGUGACACCGCCGGGGAGCCCUCCACGCCGCGCGACAUGGCCGAAAUGGGGAAAGGGGUCACGGCCGGGAAACUGGCCAUCAACGUCCAGAAGAGGCUCACCAGAGCGCAGGAGAAGGUGAUGCAGAAGCUUGGCAAAGCAGAUGAGACCCGAGACGCUGCCUUCGAGGAGAUGGUGUCCAACUUCAACAAGCAGAUGACAGAAGGCACCAAACUGCAGAAAGACCUGAAGGCGUACGUGUUAGCGGUGAAAACGAUGCACGAUGCGUCCCGGCGGCUGCAGGACUGUCUGGCUGAGAUGUACGAACCAGACUGGUUUGGCAAAGAGGAGAUGGACGCGCUGACAGAGGAGAUGAUAGAGAAGGAGAUGGACAAUAACUUGGAGGACACAGACACCUUGUGGUUGGACUACCACCAGAACAUCACGGACAAAUCCCUGAACUCCCUGGACUCGUACCUGACUCAGUUUCCUGACAUUAAGGCUCGUAUAGCGAAGCGCGACAGGAAGAUGGUGGACUUUGACAGCGCCCGGCAUCACUUCAGCUCCUUACAGAAAGGGAAGAAGAAGGACGAGGCCAAGAUCGCCAAGCCAGCAGCCCUGUUGGAGAAGGCGGCUCCCAGCUGGGCUCAGGGUUUGAUUUCAGCCCACCAGGUGGCUCAGACUAACCUCUCCUACAACCAGGCGGAGGAGGAGCUGGGCAAAGCUCAGAAGAUUUUUGAGGAGCUGAACGUGGAGUUGCAAGACGAGCUUCCAGCGCUGUUCGACAAUCGUGUGGGCGUCUAUGUGAACACAUUCCAGGGCCUGGCAGGUUAUCAGGAGAAGUUUCACAAGGAGAUGAGCAAGCUCAACCAGAACCUGAACGACAUCAUGACCAAACUGGAGGAGCAGCGGGAGCUAAAAAAAGGUGGCAGCGAAGCAGCAAAGACAGAGGACAGUGCCAAGAGCGAGGACGCUAACCACAGUGAAUCGGCCAGCUCACCACCACCACCACCACCACCAGCAAAGGUGGUGCAGAGGCCAGGUCCUCCCCCCUCUCGGCCUCCCCCCCGCAUGACGCCGUCCCCGGACUUCAGACAGCAGCAGCGAGUCGAAUCGACGGAGGACGAAGCGCCGCAAACGACCACACCGUCAGAGCAGGCGCCGUCAUCAGACGUAUGGCCCGCUGCAGAGUCUCAGCACGAUGACCACAGAUACCCAGAAGAGGCCCACGGUGGCUGGGACGCCGAUGGAAGCACCGCCCAGAGCUUCCCACAAGCAGAACCGGCUCAGGAGAGCUGGGACAACGAUGCGGUCCAGUCUCCUCAGAUGCACACCGAACCAGACUGGGACGAUGAUGGCGCUCAAGCGGUGCAGGGGGGCUGGGGCGACGAUGCAGUCCAGGCCCCUCAGACGCACACCGAUCCGAACUGGGACGAUGAUGGCACUCAAGCGAUGCAGGGGGGCUUGGGAGACAAUGGAGUCCACGCCCCUCAGACGUACACCGAGCCCAACUGGGAUGACUUUGGUGCCCAAGCAGUGCAGGGGGUCUGGGGAGAUGAAGGAGAGAGUGUGGUGACCAAUGGUUCGGAUGGAGACCUCCCCCCAGGAUUCAUCUACAAGGUCAAAGCGGUACAUGAAUACGCUGCCACUGACGCCGAUGAGCUGGAGCUGAAGGUGGGAGACUCUGUGCUGGUUUUGGCCUUCGACAACCCGGACGAGCAGGACGACGGCUGGCUCCUGGGUGUGCAGGAGUCUCACUGGCUGCAGAACAAGGAUAUUUCAAUCAAAGGCGUUUUCCCUGAAAACUUUACUCAGAAGGUUUGAGGUUCAAGCCCCUAAACUCUUCAGAAUUAUAGAUCAAACUGAGUUGAAACGGCAGUAAAAUGUGCAUUUACACAACAAAGUGUAUCAGUACAUGAUUCCAAAUAAGCGUUCAAAGACAAAGGACAUCUUCUCAUGAAAACAAAGUUCAUUAUAAAUUAUUAACCCAACUCCGUCUGGUCAAUGAACCGCAAUCCUGUAAAACAUGUCGGUCAAAUUGCAAAAUUAAAUUCAUUAGUAUUGUUUUAAUUCCCUUUCUUGAAUUAUUUAUAUGCAAACUAAACUCACGUCCUGAAUGUAUUGAAUGAAUGUCAAAAUGUUUUAUGUAUCGUCGGUUUUGGAAAACAAUAUGAGCUUUUCCCGGUUCCUUGCAUGAAGCAUUUGAUUGUAUUGUCAUUUCUUUUAUAACACUGUGACAUCGGGAGGCUCUGCUCCAUGAAACGUGACUCUGAUGGAAAGAAAUGCAGAUGACCCAAAGCAGAGCCCUGAGGAACGCCACAGGUAUAAACAACAUGGCCUUGCAUUAUCAAAAUCUACUACCGUUUCUUGUAGGACUUUCAAAAGGGAACAGUAGUUUUUCAUUUAUUUUACCGGCCAUUUUGAAGACAUGACUUGAAGUGUGGCUUACAUUUUCUAACAACUUUUAUUUAGAUUUUUGAAUCGUCUUUUCGUUGAUGGAAUAAACUGAUAAACCCACAAAUUACAUUGUUUGGGAUUAACACACAAGUUGGAUCGAGUCAUUAAAGGUGAAUAAAACCAA
Molecule: messenger RNA, 2850 nt
Organism: Eleginops maclovinus (Patagonian blennie)
Lineage: Eukaryota; Metazoa; Chordata; Actinopteri; Perciformes; Eleginopidae
Gene: bin1b
Product: bridging integrator 1b
Exons: 19
Coding region: 327-2093 (588 amino acids)
Cellular component (GO): cytoplasm; synaptic vesicle; plasma membrane
Molecular function (GO): phospholipid binding; tau protein binding
Source: RefSeq, a predicted model, not a curated record